Messenger RNA from Neospora caninum, 879 nucleotides. RefSeq lists its product as hypothetical. The transcript has 3 exons. Lineage: Eukaryota; Apicomplexa; Conoidasida; Eucoccidiorida; Sarcocystidae. Bases 1 to 879 code for a protein of 292 amino acids. The record is from RefSeq and is a predicted model, not a curated record.
AUGGAAGAGGCACUUCAGGAGGUAGCCCAGUCGCGGCUGCCCAAGGCAGACCAGAUCCAGGCACUCAACCUUCUCAUCAAAAUUGUGACCAACAUCCUUUCGCCGCCGCCCGCGGCGACUCCCGAAGAAGUGGAGCGUUUCCGCUGUAUCAACAGCGGCAGCACGGCACUCCAGCAACGGCUGCUGCGCCACGGUCCGGUUUACGAGAACUUGCUUCUUGCUUUAGGUUUCUAUCGGACGGCUGAUCCGCCGCUCUCUUGCCCUUUGACGCAGGCUAACCAGGAGUACUUUUUCCUCCCCGACCAUGCAGACGGGGGGCGGCUGCUUGCCGACCUCGAGCUCCUCAGAGCUACCGUGGCGAGUUUGGAGGCCGAAGGCGGAAACGCCAUCGAAAGCUCGCCGACGGCGGAAAGGCUAAAUAGCGCGGGGAGCCAGGGGGCUCAGCGAAAAGUUACCACGACCUCCCGUGCGAUCCGCGACUCGUCGGCCUCGAUGCAUGCACGCAACCAGGAGGAACUGCGGCGGCUCCGCGAGGAACAGAGACUCCGCUUUGAGCAGAGGAGUGAAAGCGAACCAGCUGGAGGCAUAGCCGGCUGGUUUUCUUCCUCUCUGGCGCCUACCGCUUCGCUUCCUUCUGCGCAGCCUGCUGGGCCAAGUGGAUCUUCAGGCGGACAUACAUCCGGUGCGAGCCGGCGAGACGGGCCGAGCGGCGGAAAUGCAGCUUCUCGAUUUUUUAAGAGCCUAUUUGGCAGCAGAAGCGGCAGCAGAAGUGAGGAGGGACGCGAACGCGACGGCACGAGCCAGAGAGGAGGGGACUCUCGCGGGCCUCGAAUGAAAACAAUCAAAGAUUUGCCGCCUGCGCCUAGACGGCGAGGCUGA